This is a messenger RNA of Arachis ipaensis, 1248 nucleotides long. RefSeq lists its product as uncharacterized. The record is from RefSeq and is a predicted model, not a curated record. NCBI's taxonomy places the organism in Eukaryota, Viridiplantae, Streptophyta, Magnoliopsida, Fabales, Fabaceae.
AUGGCUGAUCAUAAAUCAAAAUUCAAGUGUCUUACUAGACAAGCGGAAAAGAUUGCUCGAAUUGUUGAUUAUGAUGAGGGUGAUCAGCAAAAUAUGCAAAUGAAUCAAGAGGAUGUGAUGAACAUGCCCAGAGAUAUGGGCGGUGAUAUGCAUUUUGAAGGAAACAUGCCUCGAGUGAUUCGACGAGACCAAAAUGCAGAUGAUGAGGCGUUGGCUCGAAUGAGAGCCAAUCAACGUGGUAAGAGAUACCAGGUUACUAGAAUUUUUGAAGAUGUGCUUAAUAGAGUGGGUUUCAACGUAGGUUUCAUGAAUCAAUCGUAUUUUGUUUUUACUUUUCCUACUGUUGUGCAAGCAGCAGAAGUGCCUAGGGGAAUGAAAAAUCCAAAAAUAGUAACAAAGUUUGCUAGUGAAGUUGGUGAAUCGACCACUGAGCAUAUUGUUCGAUACAUGGUUGAGUUAGAAAACUUAGCGAAUGAUGAAAAUUUAAAGUUUUUUAGAGGAGAGUUAAAUGUAACAGUCACUGACUUAGUAGCUUUGAAACGCGAGGAUGAAGAAUCAAUCGAUGACUUCAUGAUUCAUUUAAAAAAUACUCGAAGUCGAUAUUAUGUGUCUCUUCUUAAAAAUGAAGUAGUGAAAGUAGCAACUAUGGGUUUCGACUUUUAUAUGCGUCGAAAGUUGAUUAAUAUUCAUAUACCUGACUUGGCACAUUUGGCAGAAAGAGUGCGUCAGGAAUUCUCAAGUGAGGAAUCUGAUUUUGUGUUUCCUGAAGUUGAUUUGGCUAAAUUAAAGAAAGGUCCACCUUAUGUAUGCUCUUUACUUAAGAAAAUUGCAAAUGUUGAUAGAUCUAAUGAUACAAAAUAUAAGAAUGGAAAGAAAUAUAGCUUCGAUAUUUUAAAAUAUGAUCAAAUAUUUGAUGUGUUACUUAAAGAUAAACAAUUAGUUUUGCCUAAGGGCAAAACAUUGCUUUCGACAAAAGAUUUAAAAGGAAAACCCUAUUGUAAGUUUCAUCAAGCAACUAGCCAUUCAACUAAUAAUUGUGUCCGUUUUAGAAACUUGAUUCAAGAAGCAAUUAUGGAAGGGAGACUAAAGUUUGAUGAUGGAAAAAAAGACAUGAAGGUUGAUUCUGAUCCCUUCGAUGCUAGCGCAAACUUUUCAGAGCCUUUUUUGGGGUCAAUAUGGUUGGUUUUUCUUAUGAGUUCGAUACUGAUUUGGGAGAUUUCGAAGCUAAUGUCCGAGCAGUAUAUCUAG